UUAGCUUGUAAUUUUUAAGAGGUCUACUAAGACAUUUGCAUGUUUUAAUUUAAACACACCACUCUGCAUCUUAGACUGAAGAAUAUUUGGUCUAGGGGUGGAGUGGAGAAGAUAGAGAUACGAGGUUGUUCCCUGGAUACAACAGUUUUUUGCUUAAAAGUUGAGGGCGAAUUCGGGGUUGUCGUUUAGGGAAGAGGAGACAUGGCCACUCAGGUGGAGACUCUCCUACCAAACAACCCUCUUUUGAAACAGGACGAGCACGACCAUGGAAGCCAGAUGAAACGUGACGAAAGUUGUCAGGAGAAGGAGCCGAAGCAGACGGUUGUUGGAGAUGAGGGGAACGGUGAGAGAGGUGUUUCGGAACAAGGAGGGCUUAUUCUUAAGGAUCAGAGCCUAAAUCUAGCAAAAGAGGCCACUAACAGUCAAGAAAAUGAGAGUGGGGGUCGAGAAUCUUCGACAAUAAAAAGUUCUGGCGGCCAAACGGAUGACGUUAAAAUCAGUAAAAAGGAGUUUGCCGAAGCCCCUCCGCCCAAGGUGAACCCAUGGACUAAGAAAAUGAAUGCGGUGACCGUGGUCAGUGUGAAUGGACAGACACAUCAUGAACAAUCCGGAUCAGCCAAGGUGGUCAGGGCAGGGAACCCACGACCUAGGAGGGGAGGAAAGGUUGGAGAUUUUUCAGAUGCGAACAACUGGCCAACACCUGGAGAGAUCGCCACUAAAGAAGUUCAGAUUCAGGGUGUGACUGGGACCAGCGGCAUGCCGGUCAGGCAGGACAGAGAGGCGGGCGUUUCUGGGAGAUCCCCUGCCCAGAAGAAAUCCACGAUCAAGAGGGAAUCGAAGGAGAAACGGGAGAACGAGGAGACCAAGGAGAACCAGAAGACCAAGUCUGACGAGUCUGGCGAGGAGAAGAAUGGAGAGGAGAAAUAUGGGCAGAGAAAGAAAGGAAACAAGCAUAAGUGGGUGCCCCUUGUUAUUGAGGUGAAAUCUGAGGGUCCAAGAGAACGCUCUGCCUCGAGGAACAACGCACGGCAAAACGAGGCCCCUAGAAUCCCCCCCAACAGCCGAAAUGACCUGAGGGACUGGCACAGUGGGAAGUAUGAUGCGGAAUCCCAGGAUGACCAUGAUGAGGUGUCCAGUGUGAAGAGUGAGGGCGCUCCCUUCAGGGCAGGGUUCAGAGGUCGAGGUCGCGGCAGAGGACGAGGAAGAGGAAGAGGCCGGGGUGGGAACAGAGGCCACUUCGACUACCACUAUGGAUAUAAGGCAUAUGAUGGAAAGGAUGGUGCCUACGGCCAGAAGUUCAACAGUGCUGUCACAUAUUACUACGACAACAUGAGCAGUGCUGACCUGUACUCCGUGGACCAGGAUCUCCUCAAGGACUACAUCAAACGGCAGAUCGAAUAUUAUUUCAGCGUUGACAACCUGGAGAGAGACUUCUUCCUGCGCAGGAAGAUGGAUCAGGAGGGGUUUCUGCCCAUAGCGCUUAUCGCCAGCUUCCAUAGGGUCCAGGCCCUCACUGCAGACCUCAGCCUCAUUCUGGAGGCGCUGAAGGACAGUAAAGAAGUGGAGAUCAUUGAUAUGAAAAUUCGCCGUAAGGUGGACCCAGAGAAGUGGCCAUUACCUGGACUAACUGUGCUGGAUCAUUCCCAGACUGAUUUCUCCCAGCUCAUCAACUGCCCUGAGUUUGUGCCCAGACAGGCUGUGGAGAAACCCUCAGAGCCUGCGAGGUCGUCCACCCCAGUGCAGACCAAGGCUGACGACCUCAGUAACUUAAAGACCAUGCCCAAGGGCCUGUCAGCCAGCCUGCCUGAUCUCGACUCAGAGUCCUGGAUCGAGGUGAAGAAGAGAUCUCGGCCAUCGCCGGCGAGACCUAAGGCAGAGGAGGCGCGGACGCCAGCGCCGUCCGGCUCGGCCCAGACGGAGGACCAAGACGAGCCGGAGGAGCUGGACUUCAUGUUCGACGAGGAGAUGGAGCAGAUGGACGGCCGGCGGAACACCUUCACCGACUGGUCUGACGAGGACUCCGACGGCGAGAUAGACGACCGCGACGUUAACAAGAUCCUCAUCGUCACCCAGACGCCGCCCUACCUGCGUAAGCAUCCUGGGGGAGACCGCACUGGGAACCACGUGUCUCGCUCCAAACUGACCAGUGAGCUGGCUAAAGUUAUCAACGACGGACUGUACUACUACGAACAGGAUCUAUGGGACGACACGUACGAACCCGAAUACGCCACGAUUAAGCAAGAGGUGGAGAACUUUAAGAAGGUCCAUCUUAUCAGCCGAGAACAGUUUGACUGUCUGACCCCAGAACCUCCUGUGGACCCGAAUCAGGAGGUCCCCCCCGGCCCCCCGCGGCCCCAGCAGAUUCCAACAGAUGCCUUGGCAAACAAGCUGUUUGGUGCUCCAGAGCCAUCGACAAUAGCCCGCUCGCUGCCGACUACCGUGCCUGACUCGCCCAACUACCGCAGUGCCCGCACCCCCCGUACGCCUCGCACCCCGCGCCUCAAGGACCCCACGCAGACGCCCCGGUUCUACCCCGUGGUUAAAGAGGGGCGGCCGGUUGACGCCAAGACCCCGCGGAAGAGGAAGACCCGACACAGCUCCAACCCGCCCAUGGAAUGUCACGUGGGCUGGGUCAUGGAUUCCCGAGAGCACCGUUCACGCACUGCCUCAGUCAGCUCAAAUGCUAGCCCGUCUGAAGGAACCCCGGCACUUGGGAACUAUGGCUGCACACCUCAGUCUCUUCCCAAAUUCCAGCACCCCUCUCACGAGUUACUCAAGGAGAACGGCUUCACGCAACACGUUUAUCACAAGUACCGUCGACGCUGCCUUAACGAACGCAAGCGACUGGGCAUUGGCCAGUCUCAAGAGAUGAACACGCUGUUUCGGUUCUGGUCAUUCUUCUUACGGGAUCACUUCAACAGGAAAAUGUAUGAGGAGUUCAGACAGCUGGUGGUGGAGGACGGGAAAGAGGGCUACAGGUACGGACUAGAGUGCCUCUUCAGGUAUUACAGCUACGGUUUGGAGAAGAAGUUCCGGCCGGACAUCUUUAAAGACUUUCAGGAGGAGACCAGAAAAGACUAUGAAGCAGGCCAGCUGUAUGGACUGGAGAAGUUCUGGGCGUUUCUGAAGUAUUCCAAAACAAAGAAUUUGGAGAUUGACCCCAAGCUGCAGGAGUACUUGAGCAAGUUCAAACGCUUAGAGGAUUUCAGAGUGGACCCCCCGAUAGAGGAAGGAAGCCGGAAGAGACACCCCUCCAGCAGUGACGGGCGUCGCCGUCACCCCUCCCAGACCUCCAGCCGACCCAGCAGCCAAGCGAGCAUGAGCCCGGUCCAGUCCACCGAGGGCUCCGCCAAAAACGCAAGCCAGCGUUCCACCGCUGCCGCGCCGGACGCCAAGACGCCAAAGUAACCUUGGCUGCCCCGGUUGAAUUUCGCCAUCUUAUCCUCUGUCUAAGCCAGGGGGGCUCCAGACAGCUCAUGCAAGCAUGACAAAGGCAACUUUACAACAAACGGCUCCCGAGAAAAAAAAAUCAAGGCUCUUCCAUAUCCCCCCCCUUUGCUUUGAGACAUCGACAUUUUUACGUGUACAGAUGGACUGAGAGACUGUUGAAGGGAUGACAAAAUGUUCCUUUCAUUAUUUUUUGUGAACCUUGACUUUAAUUUUCCCAUGGUUUCAGUUUAGGAUGGAUAUGG
This is a messenger RNA of Chanos chanos (milkfish), 3692 nucleotides long. RefSeq names its product La ribonucleoprotein 1, translational regulator (gene larp1). Gene Ontology annotation, biological process: mRNA stabilization; positive regulation of translation. The transcript is spliced from 20 exons. The record is from RefSeq and is a predicted model, not a curated record. Gene Ontology annotation, cellular component: cytosol; cytoplasmic stress granule. The coding region runs from base 202 to 3408 and encodes 1068 amino acids. Gene Ontology annotation, molecular function: RNA cap binding. Lineage: Eukaryota; Metazoa; Chordata; Actinopteri; Gonorynchiformes; Chanidae.